Messenger RNA from Leptonychotes weddellii (Weddell seal), 2000 nucleotides. Lineage: Eukaryota; Metazoa; Chordata; Mammalia; Carnivora; Phocidae. The record is from RefSeq and is a predicted model, not a curated record.
ACGUCACCAGGCGGGGCCCGGGUAGCCCGUGGUAACCCGGAGUCUGCGGAAGUGGAGACCGGUGGGCAGGCGGCUAGGACAGGGGACUGAAAGUUGUGGAACCACAAUUUGUGACACCAGGUGUUUUUUUGGUAAGCAGCCAUUUAUGAUUCCGGAAGAUUAAGGCAGAUAGGAAGCCCCUUCUGAGAUUGUAACAAAGCUCUCGAACAACAAUCGACACCAUGGACAUAAAGCUGGACCCUUCCCGGGAUGACCUGCCUCUCAUGGCCAACACCAGCCACAUACUCGUGAAGCACUAUGUACUGGAUUUAGAUGUGGAUUUCGAAAGUCAAAUCAUUGAGGGCACCAUAGUGCUUUUCUUUGAGCCUGGGGACAGAUUCGAGAAACAGAGUGGUUCCACCAAGGACACCUGCCGAUCAGAGUCAAACGAAGCCUGCAGUUUUAGGAUGCCUGCACCCUGCCAGAGUCCUGUGACAGAUACAAGAACCUUCUCAUCUAAAACAGGAUAUAAUGAUUUUGCAAUCUGUGGUAAAGGUGAAAAAGAUACUUCUGGUAAAGAUGGUAACCAUGACAACCCGGAACAGGCUUCUGGGAUUUCUAGCUCAAAGUACCGCUGUGACACAGGGAAUCAUGGGAGUGAGGAUUUUUUGCUAGUGUUGGACUGCUGUGAUUUAUCCGUGUUGAAGGUAGAGGAGGUGGAUGUUGCUGCUGUGCCAGGUAUUGACAAAUUUACAAGGUCUCCCAAGCUCACAGUUGUUUCUGAGGAGCUCAGGAAUCAGAUUGUACAUGAACUUGUCACUCUGCCUGCAGGGCGUUGGCGGGAGCAGUUAGACUAUUAUGCUGGCUGCAGCCAGGCUCCUGGCUGUGGGGAGCUCCUGUUUGACACUGACACUUGGAGCUUACAGAUCAGGAAGACAGGGGCUCAGACAGCUACUGACUUUCCUCACGCCAUAAGGAUAUGGUACAGCACCAAACCCCAGGGGCGAUCCGUUACAUGGACCUCAGACCAGAGCGGCAGGCCAUGUGUUUAUACUAUGGGAUCUCCCAUAAACAACAGGGCCCUUUUUCCAUGCCAGGAGCCACCCGUUGCCAUGUCAACAUGGCAGGCUACAGUUCGAGCAGCUGCAUCUUUUGUUGUUUUAAUGAGUGGGGAAAAUCCUGCCAAGCCAACACAGCUUCGGGAAGGGUGCGCAAGCUGGCAUUACUAUGUAACCAUGCCAAUGCCAGCCUCCACCUUCACGAUCGCAGUGGGCUCCUGGACAGAAAUGAAGCCAGAGCCCUGCUUGUUCAAGGAUCUGGCAGCAGAGAGAGCCCUCUCACCUUCCGAGGCUGACUUCAGGUAUGUUGGCGUUUGUGGUCACACGGAAUACCCCUGCCGCUUCCAGAAUCCUUCCGCUACCACCCAGGAGAUUGUUCCUCAUCGGGUCUUUGCCCCAGUGUGCCUCCAGGGUGCCUGUCAAGAGACCCUUCUGCGGCUGGUCCCCCCGUGCCUCUCAGCAGCAUACUCCAUCCUGGGAACACACCCGUUCUCCAGGCUGGACAUCCUCAUCGUUCCUGCCAACUUCCCGAGUCUGGGGAUGGCCAGCCCACACAUCAUCUUCCUCUCUCAGAGCGUCUUGACAGGAGCGAGCCAUCUCUGUGGGACCCGGCUCUGCCAUGAAAUCGCUCACGCCUGGUUUGGCCUAGCCAUCGGGGCCCGGGACUGGACGGAGGAGUGGCUGAGUGAAGGGUUCGCCACUCACUUGGAAGACGUGUUCUGGGCUGAAGCGCAGCAGCUGGCCCCCCACGAGGCCCAGGAGCAGCAGGAGCUGAAGGCUUGUCUGCGCUGGUGUCGCCUCCAGGACGAGGUGCGGAACUCCCCCGAGGAGAUGCAGGUGUUGAGGUAAAGCACCCUGAGAUCUCUUUCCCCCUCAUCCUCUGCUUCCCCCUCCUUUCCUUCAAGACGCAUCCUGGCCAUCUAUUAAAUCUGCUGUGUUUCCUUUUUAAAUCAAACUGGGUUA